Messenger RNA from Purpureocillium takamizusanense, 669 nucleotides. RefSeq lists its product as uncharacterized. Bases 1 to 669 code for a protein of 222 amino acids. The record is from RefSeq and is a predicted model, not a curated record. The transcript is spliced from 3 exons. NCBI's taxonomy places the organism in Eukaryota, Fungi, Ascomycota, Sordariomycetes, Hypocreales, Ophiocordycipitaceae.
AUGGGCGAUUUAUUCCCUGCAUCCACCGUUAUCGCCACAGAUUUAUCGCCGAUUCAACCCGAUAACGUGCCCCCAAACGUCUUCUUUUACGUAGAAGACUCAACAGACCCAUGGGAUUUCUCUCACAAGUUUGACUACAUACAUACGCGCUAUACCGUCGGGUGCUGGGCAUCAUUUGAGGUUCAGAUUGCCCAGCAAGCCUUCGAGGCGCUUGAGUAUGGGGGCUGGCUCGAGUCUCAAGAGGUUGAUGGUGUUGUCUGUUGUGACGAUGGCACCCUAGGCCCUAACGAUUCAGUGGCCAUAUGGUUCAAAGACCUGGUGAUAGCAUCAGAUAUGCUAAACCGACCCGCUAUCAUGGGAGCCACUCUAAAACACGUAUUUGAAAGCGUCGGCUUCGUCGAUGUUCAACAGCGGGGCAUCAAAAUGCCGAUUGGCGGGUGGCCAAAGGACAAUAGGCUCAAGGAAGUCGGCUUGAUGUGGAGGGCAAAUCUUUUGGAGGGCUUAGCUGGCUUCUCGUACCAGUGGCUCAAUAGAGCAUUUAACCGCACGGUUGACGAGAUCAAUGUUUCCCUCGUCGAUGUUCGGCAGCACCUUGGUGAAACGACAACGCACGCCUACAUGCCUGGCUACAUUGUCUGGGGAAGGAAGCCCUAUCCAGGAGAAGUCUGA